This is a messenger RNA of Castor canadensis (American beaver), 1614 nucleotides long. It is a transcript of the gene Fbxo39, whose product is annotated as F-box protein 39. Gene Ontology annotation, biological process: SCF-dependent proteasomal ubiquitin-dependent protein catabolic process. Gene Ontology annotation, cellular component: SCF ubiquitin ligase complex. The record is from RefSeq and is a predicted model, not a curated record. Gene Ontology annotation, molecular function: protein binding. NCBI's taxonomy places the organism in Eukaryota, Metazoa, Chordata, Mammalia, Rodentia, Castoridae.
AGUGACUGCUUCUCCUUCCUCAUUUUUUGGAAGCCCAGUCCACCACACAGCUACACUGUACAUCCCAGUUCUCCGAUGGACGAAGAAAGCAAACUGAUCCAGCCCCAAGAUCAGAGCUGCUGGGCCACUCUGCCUGAUGUGUGCCUGCGCCGUGUGUUCUGGUGGUUGGGAGACAGGGACAGGUCCAGGGCAGCCCUGGUCUGCAGGAAGUGGAACCAGAUGAUGUAUUCAGCUGACCUGUGGCGAUACAGAACCAUCACUUUCAGCGGGAGACCUUCCAGGGUACACGCAUCUGAUUUCGAGUCGGCUCUUUGGUACAUUAAGAAAUUUGGUCGUUAUCUAGAACACCUGGAGAUCAAGUUCCUAAAUCCUUACAAUGCUGUCUUGACCAAGAAGUUCCAGGUCACCAUGCGAGGCCUUCUGUCAUGCCUGGGCAAGAAUAACAACCGUCUAAAGUCUCUCUCCAUCCAGCACCUGGAGAUGGACCGCCUGGUCUGGAGGAACAGCACCAGGAACUCACUCAUCAAGAGCUUGAGCUUCUUCCUAAAGAAAAUGGGCAAACACCUGGACUACCUCAGCCUGAAAGGAGCCAGGCUGACCGUGGAGCAAGGCUGUCACGUCCUCAACUCCCUGAGCUACCUGCGGAAUGAGAGCACAGCCUCAGAGCUCAACAUCGAGGAUUUCUUCAGUCAUCACCUGGCGGUGUACAGCAGCCCCCAGUUUCAUAAGAUCAUGGCCACAUUCCGCAACCUGACGUCCCUGACACUCAACUACAACUGUAUUUCUGAUGAGCUGUUGGAGAACUUGAGUGAGAACAAUGCUGGCACACUCUGGACCAUGAAUAUCAAAUGCCACAUUCAUGACCCUCAUGGGCAGGUCGUCUGGGGCAUGUCCUGGGCCAAGCUGGCCAAGCAGGCCAGCAACCUGAAGGUGAACUUCUUCUUCGAGCGGGUCAUGAAGUACGAGCGCUUAGCCAGGAUCCUCCUGCAGGAGAUCCCCAUCAGGAGCAUCAGCCUGAGGAGCUGCUACUUCAGUGACCCAGACUGGUCCAUGCGGCCCACUCUGAUGGACCUCCUGCCCACAUUCCGGCACACUCUGCAGAAACUAACUUUUGAAUUCAACAACAACCAUGAGUCACUUGAUGAGGAGUUGCACCUCCUCAUCCUAUCCUGUAGAAAGUUGUUUUACUUCAAAAUCUGGGCUUUCCUCGAUGUUAAGUUUGUGGAGCGGAUCCUGAAGAGCCAGGAGGAGGGGCAGUGCACCCUGCACACACUCAAGGUAAGAAUUUAUACAAACAGAUAUGAGACAAAUGAAGAGGACAGGACCCUCCGGGAAAUUUACAGGAAGUACAGAAAACUGAUCGAUUCAGAGCUUAACUAUUUUGUCAUCGCCUACCCCAUGAUGUAAUGAGCGCUCUCCAGAGGAGGAAGCUAGGUGCACUUUGAACUUGAAAAUCUAGUUCUCAAAGAACUACACUUGGGGCAUUCCCAAGCCACCCCGUUGUCUUCUCUUUCCUUUUUACCAGUUCCAUACCAGCAUAAACAGCCUGGCAAAGGCUGGGACUGCUGGUGAUGGGAAGGUUCCAGGUGACUUUAAAGUGCUAUCUUCACCAAC